Molecule: messenger RNA, 285 nt
Organism: Miscanthus lutarioriparius
Lineage: Eukaryota; Viridiplantae; Streptophyta; Magnoliopsida; Poales; Poaceae
Source: the annotation of a GenBank genome assembly
AUGUCCUUCGAGACGAUGCCACCCCACUUCUCCUUCAUCCAGGAGCAGCCUCACCACGCAGUCGCCUUCGACCGGGGCACACUUCAGUCCAAUGCCGCCGUCGCCGCGCCGCUGUGGCCGACGUCUCAGCAAGCGUGCCUGCUGCAGAGGUUCGCCGCUUCUCCGGCUGAUGCCACCGGACUGCCGUUCUUUCUUGGAGGCGGUGCUGCUGCUUCUCCGGUGGUGCCAGACAAUUCGGAGCCGAGGCUGCAGCUCUGGGACUUCAAGCAGGAACGGAAGACCUGA